ACUAAAACAUACAAAUACGCAAAGCAACAUGAGUUCGAGGUACCAAAUCGAGAAGCUGGACGAAAAGAAUUGUGAUUGUUGGAGCGUUCAGAUGCGAAGCGUGUUAGUGCAUGCUGAAUUGUGGAAGGUGACAUCGGGGGAGUCCAAGCGGGAAGUUGUGAGUGGUGACGAAUUGUCAAAGUGGAUAGCACAGGCUGAAAAGGCUUUGGCCAUGGUCACAUUAAGUGUGAAGCCGUCACAGUUAAAUUAUUUGCGGCAUUGCAAGUCAGCGGUGGAUGCAUGUAAGCGACUUAAAAACGUCUACCAGCCAAGCGGCCCUGUGAGAAAAGUUUCGCUAUACAAAAAGUUGCUGAGUCUCAAAAUGACAGAGGACUAUAUUACAAAUUUAUAAAACAGGAUGACGCAAAAAAUAAAAAAUAUAAAUAUAUAACAUGGUUAUCAUAACAAAUGAAGAAGAAUAAGCAUUGAAUUGACAUAGCACCUUCCUUAAAGGUGUGUUCAUGCCAUAAACGGUUUUUGCUAAGCCAACAUAAAAUGAUUCAUUGCAACGAAGAGUACGUGGAGGAACAUUAAAACCAAUUCUCAUAAGAAGGAAUGGACAAUCAAUAGGAAGUAGGUACCAGUCUUAAUAGCUUAGCAUAGGAGGUAUAAUGACAUUUACUAAUAUUAAGGAAUAGACAAUUACGCAUACACCAAUUGUAUAAAAUGUCGAGCUCAGCCUGGAGAGUUAGUGAAUCUUGCGGGCAACUAAUUUCAUAAUAAAUCUUCAGGUCAUCAGCAUACAGCAAGAAGUUAGAUUUAGAGAAACAAGAGAAAAUAUCAUUAAUAAAGAGCAGAAAUAAUAAAGGACCCAAGAUACUCCCCUGGGGAACACCUGAGGAAGCAAUGAACGAACGGGAAGAUACGUUUUCAAUUACGACAACACAGCGCCUCUUACUUAAAUACGAUAUAAUCCACUUCAAGAAAGCAGAGUGGAAGCUUAGUCUCGCCAGUUUAGCUAUCAAGAUACGGUGAGAUACCCUAUUGGAGGCCUUAGAGAAAUCCGAGUAGACGGCAUCAAUUUGGAAUCCCUUUUGAAAGGUUGCCAAACAGUCCUCCGUAAAUACCGCUAAGUUAGUUACCGUUGAUCUGCCCGGGAUAAAUCCAUGUUGAUUAGGACAUACCACGUGCUUAGUAUCACAGUAUAUUUUGUCUUUCACGAUACAUUCGAACAGCUUAGAGACAGAAGUGAGCUUGGAAAUCGGCCUAUAGUUCGCUAUAUCAUUUUUAUUACCAGUUUUGAGAAUCGGGGUAAUGAAAGCCAGUUUCCAGUCGUCGAGAAACACCCCAUCAGCCAAUGACAUAUUAAAUAUAUGUCACAAAGGCUCGAUAAGAGAGGGGCAGCUUUUUAACAAGAUAACCGAGCGGCCAUCGGCGUCAGUAUUAGUGGAAUACUUUAAAUUAGUUAUGCCAUUAACAACAUCCUCAUAAGACAAAAAUAAGUUACCGAAGUUGAGAGAAUUAUUAGAGUUUAAAGAAAGGUACUCAGGAGCAACACUAUCCGAGUUAUCUAAAAUAAAAUUGGACGAGAAAAAGUCAGCAAAAAGAUUGACAGCAUCCAAAAUAGAGUUAGCUGAAACAUCAUCUAGUUGAACUGAAGCGGGAAUAUUUAAGCAAUUCCUUUUCGACUUUAUGUAACUCCAGAAAAACUUAGGAUUUCUUUUUAUGUUACUUUCAACAUUGUGUAUGUAAUUUCUAUAUGAAGAUUUAUUCAGCUUGUUAAAUUUAGCUCUAUAAAACACAUAACGUUCGCGCAUAUUAGCGUCGUUUCCUUAAAAUUCCUUAGACGUUUGAGCUCUUUAGAGAACUAAGGGGGCUUAAAAGUUUUAGAGUGUAAUUGUGGAAUAUUUUUUAGACAAACAUCGUAAACGUUAGACUUAAAAAUAUCGAAACAACUAGUUACAUCCUUCUUCCCAAAAAGCUGAGACCAAUCUAAAACCAACAAAUUAUUAUUCAACUCAGUAAAAUCACAAAGAGAGUAAUUAAAAGCUACCCUCUGGAUGCCAGUAGGUAACUCAAAAAAUUCAAUUUCCAACACUAAUGGAGUAUGGUGCUGAUUUGGAGGAGAGAUGUAACUAGAUGCAUGCGAAAGUUUAAAGUUAAUAUUAUAGCUAACAAAAAUCAAAUCCAAAA
Molecule: messenger RNA, 2172 nt
Organism: Rhagoletis zephyria (snowberry fruit fly)
Lineage: Eukaryota; Metazoa; Arthropoda; Insecta; Diptera; Tephritidae
Source: RefSeq, a predicted model, not a curated record